Messenger RNA from Microthlaspi erraticum, 3363 nucleotides. The record is from the annotation of a GenBank genome assembly. Lineage: Eukaryota; Viridiplantae; Streptophyta; Magnoliopsida; Brassicales; Brassicaceae.
AUGGCGCCUUCGAGAUCAAAGAAAUCUAAGUACAAGAAAACUCCCCGUGGUAAAGCUGUUUCUCCUAACAAAGAAGAAGAAAGUAUGAGCAAAACUAAACAACGGAAGAGGAAGUUGUCGGAUAUGUUAGGUCCUCAGUGGAGCAAGGAAGAGUUGGAGCGCUUUUAUGAAGGAUACCGCAAAUUUGGAAAAGAAUGGAAAAAGGUGGCUGGAUUUGUACAUAGCCGUUCUGCAGAUAUGGUAGAGGCUCUAUACACUAUGAAUAAGGCUUACUUGUCUCUUCCGGAAGGGACUGCUUCUGUGGUUGGCCUAAAUGCAAUGAUGACCGAUCACUACUCUGUUUUGCAUGGAAGGAGUGACAGUGAGCAGGAAAACAAUGAAGGUUUUGAAACUCCGAAGUCAGCCCCUAAGCGCUCUAAGGUGAAAUCCUCAGAUCAUCCGUCUACAGGAUUAGAGGGUCUGUCUGACCGCUUGCAAUUCAGGUCCUCUUCAGGUGGCUUGCCAUCACUGAAGAAGAGACGUACUGAGACCACGCCCCGUGCUGUUGGUAAAAGGACUCCUAGAAUUCCUAUCUCAUAUAACCUUGAGAAGGAUACUAGCAAAAAAGGUCUAAAUCAGAAGGGGGAUGAUACUGAUGAUGAUAUGGAACAUGAGAUUGCAUUAGCAUUGACUGAGGCUUCACAACGAGGUGGCUCGACCAAGAAAUCCAACACAGCAACUAGACAAGCAAAGAUGUACUCCCCUGAUAAGAAGGGUGAAAGAAUGCGUGCCGAUAUUGACUUGGCGAUUGCCAAGCUUCGUGCCACUGAUAUGGAAGAUGUCCGCCGUGAACAAAGCUUAGGAAGCACUGAAGCUGAUAAUGUGGAUUAUUCUGGAGGUAGAAAGGACCUGGCGCAUGGAGAAGGUUCUAGUGCCAUGGAUCUGCAGCAAAAUGGAAAGAAAUACUAUAGGAGGAGAUUUGGCAUCAAAGCCGAUGAUGCAAAAGAAGCCUGCAGUGGUACAGAUGAAGCACAAAGCUUAGGCGCUCUCGAUGAGAAAUUUGAACCAGAAGGGGAUGGGAAGUCUUCGAAACUCACUUAUAGAGGUUCAAGGAGAAAAAGUAAAAAAAGUCUCUUUACUGCAGAUGAAGACACAGCAUGUGAUGCUCUCCAGACGUUGGCAGAUCUCUCGUUGAUGAUGCCUGAAACUGCCACGGACACUGAGUCAGAUUUAAAAGGGACUGAGGAAAAGAGAGCUGGAAAAGCUUAUGUGUCAGAUUUAAAAGGGACUGAUCCAGCAUCCAUGUCAAAAAGUGGUUAUGUUAGGAACUCCAAACAGAGAAGAUCCGUCAGCAAUGAUCUUUGUAAUACUGAAGCCGAGAGAAGGAGUCCAAGUAGCUCUGUAAUCCGAACGAGACGGCAGAAAGGAUCGCCAGCUAAAGUUCCUAAAGAUGAGCUUGCUGCAAGUUCACAAGUCAUUGAGCCUCCUAAUAACAAGGGAAUAGGUGAGGGAAAUAAGCCUGUUGGGAGAGGUAAACGGUCAGCUAGUAUUCGAAACUCACAUGAAAAGAAGUCUGUCAAACCCCAGGAUCGUACUUCCUCAACUAACAACGUAGUAGAAGAAGAUGAGUCAGCUCCAUCAACUGCAGUUGCAAAAAAACAAGUUAACUUGCCAACUAAAGUUAGGAGCAGAAGAAAGAUAGUAACAGAAAAACCCCUAACUAUUGAUGACUGGAGGAAUUCUGAGACUCUAGAGAAGUUUUCGCAUUGCAUAUCUAGUUUCCGAGCAAGAAGAUGGUGCUUUUUUGAGUGGUUCUACAGUGCAAUUGACUACCCAUGGUUUGCGAGACAAGAGUUUGUUGAGUACUUGGAUCAUGUAGGGUUGGGUCAUGUUCCUAGGUUAACUCGCGUUGAAUGGGGUGUCAUAAGGAGUUCUCUUGGGAAGCCAAGACGUUUUUCUGCACAGUUUCUGAAGGAGGAAAAAGAAAAGCUAUACCUAUACAGGGACUCUGUAAGAAAACAUUAUGAUGAACUAAACACAGGCAUGAGGGAAGGCCUUCCGAUGGAUCUGGCUCGGCCUCUAAAUGUUUCACAGAGAGUCAUUUCCCUCCAUCCAAAAUCAAGAGAGAUUCAUGACGGCAGCGUCCUAACUGUUGAUCAGUGUAGGUACCGGAUACAGUUUGACAACCCUGAACUAGGUGUGGAAUUUGUUAAGGAUACUGAAUGCAUGCCCCUGAAUCCUCUAGAAAACAUGCCAGCAUCACUUGCAAGGCACUAUGCUUUGAGUUUGCACACUCAGAAUUCCAGCGAGGAGAAAAUGCAUGAGCGGGUAAAGGGAAGCAUGCCGGAAGGAUAUCUCAAAAUUUCGUGCGAGACAGACCAUCCCUUACCCUCAGUAAAUUAUAACAUUAGCAAUUCAGUAAAGCAGGAAAAGGUAGAUAUCUCAAGUUCGAAUCAACAAGCUCAAGAUGGAGACGAUGAGGCUCUUGAUUUACAAUUGUUGAAUUCUCAGCCUUCAAGUAUUGGACAUAUCCAUGCAAGAGAAGCUGAUGUCCAAGCUCUUUCUGAACUAACACGUGUGCUUAACAAGAAGGAGCUAGUUUUGAGGGAGCUAAAAUGCAUGAACGACGAGGUUGUGGAAAGUCAGAAAGAUGGGGAUAAUGCUCUAAAGGAUUCUGAGUCUUUUAAGAAACAAUAUGCAGCAGUUCUCUUUCAGCUAAGCGAAAUCAAUGAACAGGUUUCGUUGGCACUUCUUGGCUUGAGGCAACGAAAUACUUACCAGGAGAAUGUGCCAUGUACUUCAACAAGACGCACGAGCGAAUCAGGGGAACCUGAUGGUCAGUUAAAUUACUUAGACAAUGAUGCAUCUGACACCAAUGGAUUCCAUGUGUCUGAGAUUGUUGACAGUUCUAGAAUUAAAGCACGGAAAAUGGUACACAGAGCUAUACAGGCGUUGACGAUACUAAGGAAAGAGAAAAAUAAUAUUGUAAAUAUUGAAGAAGCCAUUGAUUUUGUGAAUAAUCAGCUCUCAGUAGAUCAAACAGAAGAACCAUCAGUCCAGCAAGCACAAGGUUCCCAUGAUCAGCGUCUUCCAUUCACACCAAAUCCUCCUAGCUCAGCUCACGCUGAUGAUUCCCACCAAAAUCCGCUCGACCAAAACGACCUGCAAAUCCCAUCUGAACUUGUUUCACGCUGUAUGGCUACACUGCUCAUGAUCCAGAAAUGUACAGAGAGGCAAUUCCCACCAAGUGAAGUGGCACAGGUGCUUGACUCGGCGGUGGCAAGUUUACAGCCUUGCAGCUCAAGGAACCUUCCGAUCUAUACAGAGAUCCAGAAGUGCAUGGGAAUCAUCAGAAACCAGAUUCUAGCACUCGUGCCUUCCUAG